AUGUCAAUAAGAGGUUUAGAUGAUAUGAAGAUGUACCCGAAGCAGAAUUUUCUAAUGAAGAUUCCGCACAAGGCAUUUGAAAAAAUGAGGAUAUGCAUGGAUGGGAACUGGUUUCUUCGUAAAUACACGGGCACAAUGAAGAUCCAUGAAGGCUUUGUAAUGGGGAUGGAUGAAAUUGUCCUUGAGUGUUUAGCACCACUUUUUGAGUUUAAGAAGGAGUAUGACAUAGACAUCAUAUGGGUUUGGGAUGGAAUUCGACUUCAAAAGCCUCAGAUAGUGGAGCAGAGUGGAUCAGACACACAGAUGCAGCAUGCAUUUGAUCUAUACAGGCAAGGUGAAUACAAGAGAGCAGGAAGAGCAUGGGGAGGACUUGCAGAGAUGGGAUAUAAUACUGAUAUGAUAAACAAGGUGCUUGGCGAGAAUGGUGUAUUUCCAGUCACAGCGCCGUAUUCAGCAACUGCACAAUGUGCAUAUUUCAUAAGCAUUGGUGCCUGCUCUUAUGCAUUUGGAAAGUCUGAUAUUCUUCUUUUUGAGGAAGUGGAGAAGGUUAUACUGGACAUGUUUGGGACAUCCACAACUGAAGGAUGCUUCAACGUACUUUACAAGAGCAAGUUUGUUGAGUUUUUCGGACUUGGGCUAAAGCAGUUUUUGAUUACUGGGUUGCUUCUUGGAUGUGACUUCUGUUCAACGCUUCCGAGCUAUGCAGAAGAUUUUUCUGUUGCAAAAGUCGUUGACGCAGUUAAGGAGUCUGAUGAUCCGAUGCAAAUGAUCAGGAAGUUAUGUGAAGAUAGUGUAUGUAAGAAGUAUACAGAGCACUUUUUGCAAGGAGUAGCGACUGUAACUUAUCAUCCUGUUAUGAAGAUUACAGGAGAGGUACAACCUUAUAAUCAAGAUAAUGUGCCUAAAGGGCUAGAGAAAAUAUUUGGAACAAGGCUCGCGCCAAGAGUAUAUGAAGCAAUGUUUAUGAACGAGGUUUCUGGCGAUGCACCGCAGAUUCUUGGGAUGAAGAAUGAAGAUGCAGAUUUGAUAAGCAUGACGGAGGAAAUUAUGGCAAGAAUGGAAUCUAUGAAGCAGUCCAAAGGAUUUGCGGAUAUUAUUUGUCCAAAGAUGGUUAUUUGCAAUGGCCUAAGUGAGUAUUCUGCACUAUUACUGCUGGAGAUGAUAAUACUUGGGAGAAUGAGAUCACCUUAUGUCCCAAAAAUACUCUGCUUGUAUGAUGGACAAAUGUACGGUGGAGGUUGCAGUAGUCAGAAGAUGGAAAUAAGCAGAUCCGAGUUACUUAGUUGCCUAAGGAUCGACUAUGAAAUGUUGAAGUACUACGCAGAGCUACUGAAGGUAUUUUCGUUACUUAAGAGUAUGAAGGAGAUGGGCGAGAAGAUGUAUGGAAUGAAAGCUCAAAAGCAGAGCUUGAAAAAACCGAUUCUUUUGAAUGCGCUUUUCCACGGCUCUUUUGAAUUUAAUGGAGAAAUGGGAAAGAGCAAUUUUGAGUUUUUGAGGAGGGUAAAAGUGUUUUUAGAGGCAAACAGAGGGGUUGAUGAGAAGGUAUCUGAAGCUUUAGUAGAGGUUGAGGAAGUUCUUAAGCAAUAA
This is a messenger RNA of Ordospora colligata OC4, 1587 nucleotides long. RefSeq lists its product as uncharacterized. Gene Ontology annotation, molecular function: 5'-flap endonuclease activity. Lineage: Eukaryota; Fungi; Microsporidia; Ordosporidae. The record is from RefSeq and is a predicted model, not a curated record. The coding region runs from base 1 to 1587 and encodes 528 amino acids. The transcript has a single exon.